AUGGCUCGCAUGGUGUCGGCUAGCCUCAACAAGGGGCUCAUCGCCUACAAUUCGAUCCUGGCGUCCCUCUGGAUGCUUGUGCUUUUCAUCACCGUCGUUCUCGGCGGCCUCGGCGGCCAGCCGUUGCUCUUCGACAAGACGUCGUGGGUGUUGAUCGCCGUGCAACUGUUGGCGAUUAUCGAGGUCUACAACGCCGCCACCGGUAUAGUGAGACUGCCGAUCUUCACCACGGCGAUGCAAGUGGCGCUGCGGUUGUUGAUUGUGUGGGGGAUUUGCUACUUCAACAAGUCGCUGCCGGCGAACCGGCUGGUGGCCUACAUCACGUUGACGUUGGCGUGGUCGGUGACGGAGAUCAUCCGCUACCUGUACUACGCCCACCACUUGAGAGACCCUCAGCAUGUGCCGCGGUGGUUGUUGUGGUUGCGUUAUACUACUUUCUACGUGUUGUACCCGUUGGGGGUGGCGUCGGAAUGCUACAUGAUCUGGGCCACUAUCCCCUACGUUGGCACUGCCACUAAGGCGUUGUUCUGGGUGGUGUUGCUUGCCUACAUUCCUGGGUUUUACACGUUGUUCACUUACAUGAUCAAGCAACGUAAGAAGGCGUUGAACAAGGAAAAGGAAUACUAA
Diutina rugosa is the source of this 627-nucleotide messenger RNA. RefSeq names its product protein tyrosine phosphatase-like domain-containing protein. Gene Ontology annotation, biological process: fatty acid elongation; sphingolipid biosynthetic process; very long-chain fatty acid biosynthetic process. Gene Ontology annotation, molecular function: 3-hydroxyacyl-CoA dehydratase activity. The record is from RefSeq and is a predicted model, not a curated record. NCBI's taxonomy places the organism in Eukaryota, Fungi, Ascomycota, Pichiomycetes, Serinales, Debaryomycetaceae. The transcript has a single exon. Gene Ontology annotation, cellular component: endoplasmic reticulum membrane. Bases 1 to 627 code for a protein of 208 amino acids.